Messenger RNA from Penicillium olsonii, 2535 nucleotides. The record is from the annotation of a GenBank genome assembly. Lineage: Eukaryota; Fungi; Ascomycota; Eurotiomycetes; Eurotiales; Aspergillaceae.
AUGCCGUCUCCAUCACCCCCAAAGGCUCGUGGAGGGAGAGCACGCAUCUGUGUGCAUUGCGGUCGGAACUUCCGCCGCACUGAGCAUUUGGAGCGACACAUUCGAACUCACACCAAGGAGAAGCCGUUCAUUUGCUUCUGUGGGGCUGCCUUCACUAGGAGGGAUCUACUCAAGCGUCACACGCGCAUCUCCCACCAAGAUGGCCUGACCUCGCCCACCGCGCCCGAGCCAACGCCAAAGACCGAUUUCCAGCCUACACCUCACCCUGCAGCAAUCCCGUCGCAAUAUGACACACCAGCGAGAUCGGCUGUGCCCCUUGCAGGACCAUCUGCCGUGCACCAAUGGACUGGCCCUCAGAACAUGCCUUAUUUAGACCAGAGCCACUCGGCGGGCAUGCUGCCUGCGGCCGCUACUGCGCCUCCCAAUGCUGGCCUGGCGCCUCAUUCGGCCAUGGUCCCUGAUGCGGACAUGCUGCAAGCCGCUCAGCUGCUGCUUCCCGGUGACUACCGCGCUACCGCACAACCGAUGCCAUACUUACCGGAAGAUCUAAACCAUUUCCAGGAAUUCUCACACUUCUUGGACUCCAUCGGCUUGCCGGGAGAAUGGCUUCCCAGCGAAGGUGAAACAUCUCAGACACAAGAGGGCCUGGAAAACCUCCACAGUCAAAGCCGACCGGCCCAAGAGCAGGAGUCGGAGCGACGCCGACGGAGCGGAGAGGGCUCUCGGGGAGACUCGCCAUUCAGAUCCUGGCUACCGUCUGUUCCGAGGGGGGAUCAAAGCCUGGGGAAUCUUUCUGAUUCGGAGCCCCCCCAAAACGCGAAGAGGAUCUCGCGAUUCAAUGUCACCGAGGACCAACGAUUUCGGCUGGCGGCCUCCCUGGAAGAGUUUCGCAACGUGAUACCGGACUUUGUACUGCCUUCACGGCAUACAUUAACUCGGUAUCUCACCUCUUAUUUCGAAGGGUUCCAGCCUCAUCUCCCAUUCAUGCAUAUGCCGACAUUCAAUAUCGCAGAGCGCGCCCCUGAGGUGGUUCUCGCUAUCAUGACGAUCGGCGCUCAGUAUCGAUUCGAACAUCAAAACGCAGAGAGGAUAUUCCAUGUCUCCAAAGCGAUUCUCUUUGAGCGUAUGUCCAGGGAGCCCCGCAUCCCAGCCAAGCCUGCAUACAGCGCGGCAUCUCAAGUUCCGCUCGGGAUAUCUCCAUAUUCCAAUUUCGGAGAUCAGUCCCUCACACAGCCUCAAGUAGCAGCGGAGAGGACCGCUGCGUGGAAACAGAUUGAAAUAACUCGCUGUCUUCUCAUCUUGAUGGGAUAUUCCACAUGGGAGAAUUCAAGACUGGUACAAGAAGCGUUCCAUAUUCAGGGCCUGCUGGUGCGGCAAUUGCGCGAGGGUGGGUUGACAGAAGACACCAGUCGCUCUGAUCCCCGCGCACCCCUUGAUUGGCAUGAAUGGGCAGAUCAAGAAUCGAAUCGGCGGACCAAACUGAUCGCAUUCUGCUUCAUUCAUGUCCAUAGCAUUGCAUACAAUGCGUAUCCAUCCCUGCGCAGCAAUGAGAUACAUCUGCGCCUCCCUUGUUCCACUGCGGAGUGGUCUGCCAACACUGCGGCGGAAUGGGACGCUGCUCAGCGGGAGAGGGGUCCUCAGCAACUAUUCUUCCAAGAUGCAUUAACCCUUCUCUUGCAAAAGUCUCGAUCGGCAUCGCCUUUGAACCCUAUCCCAUCGCCCCUGGGCAACUAUAUUCUUUUACAUGGACUUCUGCAAAGAAUUCAUCUCGUCAGCGAGUUAUCAUUGCCAAACGGCAACCACUCAAGCCUUCCAACCGAAGAACUCAACAAACUAGAGUCAGUAUCCCCAACCACCCAGCUCCGAAAGACAAUUACUUACAGAUGCAAUUACAGACGAGCUCUUCGCUCGUGGACGUCAGUCUGGCAACAAGCCCCAGAAUCCAGCCUCGACCCGCACAACGCAAAUGGCCCAAUACCAUUUACCUCCAGCGCAUUCUUAGGCCUAGCUUAUGUCCGCCUCUCUCUCAACCUUGGCCCCCACCGUCGUCUUGAAACCCGUGAUCCAACCAUUAUAGCCACGGCCCUCCAUCGCUCGCCACGCCCGGAAAGAAGCUACCGCCUUAUCCCCGCUCUCAUCUACGCUGCGCACGCCCUAAGCAUACCGGUCCGAUUAGGUAUCGACCACAUCGCUCGCAGCCAGGCCUUCUUCUGGAGCGUGCGACAUUCCCUCGCCAGUAUCGAGUGUGCAGUACUACUCAGCAAAUGGCUGUUCACUUUGGCAGAGGCUGGCCCGGACCAGUCACUCAGUGAAAAUGAAUCUCGGAUCCUGCGCUGGACGCGGUGUAUUAUUGAAGAAGCAUACUCAUCCAUUGACACCGAGGACGGUGAGGCCCCGCGUGAUCUGGAGCCUGCUUCGCUGGGCCUGGCAGUCCUCAAGCUGUGGGCUAGGCUGUUUGGGACGAAUUCUCAAUGGCCGUUUAUUAAUGUUCUUGGACAAAGUUUGGAACAGUACAUAACUAUGAUUCGAUGCUAA